GCAUCGCCGUGACGCAGAACGACUUAGAGCGUCCCGCAGGGUUUCCAUGGUGCAGCCCUCAGCCCCAAGUCCCUCGGCUUCCUUUCCGGCCAGAGCGCUGUGACCAAGGCAGGCGGCGAGUCCCUCCCACGAUGUUAACGCCGCUUGGGGGAGGGGUUGGGAGAGCAGGUGGCGCUCUAGGCGAGUUUGUUCGCGUCUCUAUGGUGCCGAAUGCUCUUCUCCGCGCGUCGGGACGGACGUUACCCCUUUAAUCGGCGGAGGGCGGUGCCGAGGAGGUCCCGCGAGAGCGCCGGGGGGCGGGGGGCGGUGCCGAGGCUGGGGGCCCGUGGCGGAUGGAGCCUGCGAUGGAGCCGGAGACUCUGGAGGCGCGAAUCAACAGAGCCACAAACCCCCUGAACAAGGAGCUGCACUGGGCCAGCAUCAACGGCUUCUGCGAGCAGCUCAACGAGGACUUUGAGGGGCCUCCACUUGCCACCCGGCUGUUGGCCCACAAGAUCCAGUCCCCGCAGGAGUGGGAGGCGAUCCAGGCCCUGACGGUGCUGGAAACAUGCAUGAAGAGCUGCGGCAAAAGGUUCCACGACGAGGUGGGCAAGUUCCGCUUCCUCAACGAGCUCAUCAAGGUCGUGUCUCCCAAGUACCUGGGCUCUCGGACGUCGGAGAAGGUGAAGAACAAGAUCUUGGAGCUUCUCUACAGCUGGACGGUCGGCCUCCCUGAGGAGGUGAAGAUCGCAGAGGCCUACCAGAUGCUGAAGAAGCAGGGGAUUGUGAAGGCCGACCCCAAGCUUCCAGAUGAUAACACCUUUCCCCUUCCUCCGCCGCGGCCCAAGAAUGUGAUCUUUGAAGACGAGGAGAAAUCCAAGAUGCUGGCCCGCCUGCUGAAGAGCUCCCACCCCGAGGACCUCCGAGCAGCCAACAAACUCAUCAAGGAGAUGGUGCAGGAGGACCAGAAGCGAAUGGAGAAGAUCUCAAAGCGGGUGAGCGCCAUCGAGGAGGUGAACAACAACGUGAAGCUGCUGACGGAGAUGGUGAUGAACCACAGCCAGGGCGGCGCGGCUGCCCAAAGCAGUGAGGACCUCAUGAAGGAACUGUACCAGCGCUGUGAGCGCUUGCGGCCCACACUCUUCCGACUGGCCAGCGACACGGAGGACAAUGACGAGGCCUUAGCGGAGAUCCUGCAAGCCAACGACAACCUCACCCAGGUCAUCAACCUGUACAAGCAGCUGGUGCGGGGCGAGGAGGUCAACGGCGAUGCCACAGCCGCCUCCAUCCCUGGGAGCACCUCGGCCUUGUUGGACCUCUCAGGUCUGGAUCUCCCUCCGGUGGGCACAACUGACCCAGCCACGCCCACCCGCCCUGGUGACCAGGCCAGCCUGGAGCAGCCCAGCACCUCAGCUUCCCUACUUGACGAUGAGCUCAUGUCUCUGGGCCUAGGCGACCCCACACCCCCUUCAGGCCCGGGAUUGGACGGUGCUGGGUGGAACAGCUUCCAGUCGUCUGAUGGCACGGAGCCCCCCCACCCCGCUCCGGCCCCCAACGUGGACAGUCGGCCCCCGGCGCAGAUGUCCCUGCCCACGAGCAGUGGUCUGGAUGACUUGGACCUCCUGGGGAAGACCCUCCUGCAGCAGUCGCUGCCCCCAGAGUCCCAGCAAGUGCGGUGGGAGAAGCAGCAGCCAGCCCCCCGCCUCACACUCCGGGACCUGCAGAAUAAAAGCAGCUGCAGCGUGUCCAGCUCCGGCGCCACCAGCCUCCUCCACACCGUGUCCCCCGAGGCCCCUGGGCCCCUGCAGCAGCCCACACCGACGGAGCUCUCGCUGGCCAACAUCACUGUGCCUCUGGAGUCCAUCAAACCCAGCAGCAUCUUGCCGGUGACCGUGUAUGACCAACAUGGCUUCCGGGUCCUCUUCCACUUCGCCCGAGACCCACUGCCCGGGCGCUCUGAUGUGCUGGUGGUGGUGGUUUCCAUGCUGAGCACCGCCCCCCAGCCCAUCCGCAACAUUGUUUUCCAGUCAGCUGUCCCCAAGAUCAUGAAGGUGAAGCUGCAGCCGCCCUCAGGCACAGAGCUGCCAGCGUUUAACCCCAUCGUCCACCCCUCAGCCAUCACCCAGGUCCUGCUCCUUGCCAACCCCCAGAAGUUUUUCGCAGUGUGAACUUGGGCGCUGAACACCUUUACAUAGAUGCUAUUGAGAAGUGCUGGAGGCCAGCCGAGCCUGCGCGCUCUUUUCAGUUCUGCAAAUGAGGGCCCUUCUCUGUGCCAGGCCGACCCUUGGAAGUGCACGGCAAGAGCUCCUCGACGUGGGCCGUGCUGUCAAGGGCACAGGAGAGGGAGCAAGGCCUCAGAGCCAGCAUAUCCAGUUCCCCACUGCCCCCACAGUGUGACCACCAUCCUGCAUCCAGGCCCCCAGACACCCUGACCUCUCAGCCACGUGUUCCUGUUCCCCUCCCUGCCCGCCAGGCAGGACUCUGCCUAAACCCUUGUGAUGUCUCCGAAAGAUAAUCUCUUGUUGGAAGCUUCUUCCUUUAAAUGAAACAAAACCCUAUUCCCUGUGGCAUACCCCUGGGGUCCCAGAAGCACCCUCAGGAGCACGCACUCUACAGGUUGCGUGAGCCUGUGACUGCCGGCUGGGAGCCUGGGCCUCUUCCAGUGGGGUCUCUAGCUUGCUGUGAGACUUUGAACAAGGUGCUUCCUUCUCUGGCCUUUAGGUUCCUUAUUUGAAAAGGUGGGAGGGACCCAGUGAGCUGUAAGGCCCCUCAGAGGCCUUCUGAAGAGUCCUUGGGCAAAAGGGUCCCCCAGUCGGCUUGGAGUGACCCAGAUGUCACAGGGACAGGGAGAUCCCUUCAGUCUUUCUGACCACCUUUCCCUGUUCCUAGGCCACCCAUCCAGCUGUCUGCCUGUCUGUCCUGCAAGUGCCUCUUGAGCAGCACCUGUGCCAGGCACAGCCCUGUCCUCAGAGCUCACAGCCUGGCACGGGACCCUUGAGCCAGGAGCAUGACCGCCGAGAGCUGGGAGGGAGAUGCACAGGGGAGCUGCCGCAGGAGCCCACACCUGUCUGAGGGGCUAGAGGGGGUGUCUGGUCAGAGGAGGGGACCCUUUGCUUUCACCACCUGGAGGAGGCAUCCCCCAAAUACUGCAUGUCAAUCCAGACACAGGUCCAGAGCCCCUGGAGACCUCAGGCUGGAAGGGGGUACUCGCAGGAGUGUUCUCUGUCUCUGCAAGGGUCACCCCCACCCCCGCCCACGCCAGGAGCAGUGGGACUUCCCAGGCCUUGAAGGCACACUUCCACUUCUAUCUGUGAGGCUGGAAGCAGCAGCGCUUUUUUUUUUUUUUUU
Molecule: messenger RNA, 3327 nt
Organism: Orcinus orca (killer whale)
Lineage: Eukaryota; Metazoa; Chordata; Mammalia; Artiodactyla; Delphinidae
Gene: GGA1
Product: golgi associated, gamma adaptin ear containing, ARF binding protein 1
Exons: 17
Coding region: 333-2147 (604 amino acids)
Biological process (GO): intracellular protein transport; vesicle-mediated transport
Cellular component (GO): trans-Golgi network
Molecular function (GO): ubiquitin binding; phosphatidylinositol binding; small GTPase binding
Source: RefSeq, a predicted model, not a curated record